AUGUUUGUUAUUAAUGUAUUUUCUUCUUCCGAUCAGAUAAGGAAAAGAUCCCCUUGCACAGGCAGUAAGACACCUCUCCUUGUGGCAUGGGAUUCAGUGGAAGAAAUUGUUCGUGAUGGGAUUGUGAGGAACCGGCAGGCUUUUUACAACAUGCUGCGGACCUGUGACCUUGAAGACACUGGCUUCAUUAGUCGGAUUAAUUUCAAGAAAAUUAUGCGCACAUUCUGCCCAGUCUUAACGGGUGAACAUUUGAUAAAACUCUGCAGUAAGUUCCAGGAUACUGCUUCCGGACGAAUCCUCUACAAGAAGCUCUUGGCCAGCAUAGGAAUGAGUGGCUCAGCCCCUACCUCUCCGAGAGUUACUCCAGUGGAUCAGCCGUUAAGUGCGCAUGCCCCAAAAGAGGAGCAGAGAAUCAAAACCACAGAAGAUAAAACCCCCUUGACCAAGAAUAUGACCCAAGAAGAAGUUAUUGAAAAACUCAAAAACUGUGUCCAGCAGCACGACCCAGAUUUCCGAAAACAAUUUCUUGCCUUCGGCAAGGGGCCUAAUGGAAAAAUUAAUGAACAUGACUUCAGGAAGGUACUAGAAGCUAAUGGGAUGCCAAUGGAUGAUGACCAGUUCACUCUGCUGACCACAAAGAUAGGAUUUAGAGAGGAAGGGAUGAGUUACCUUGAUUUUGCUGCAGGAUUCAAAGAUACAGAAAUGAGUCGGCCGGCAUCGAGGGCAGCUCAGACUGCGAUCUGGAGGAAGAGGCACUUGGACAGUCACUUUGCAACCGCUGAAGAAUGCCUGAAGCUUUUCCCCCAGAGGCUGAGGGAGUCUUUCCAGGACCCCUACUCCGCCUUCUUUAAGAUGGACACAGACAGGGACGGCAUCCUCAGCAUGCUGGACUUCCGCCGCCUGCUGCUACAUCUCCUGUUCAAUCUGAAGGACGAGGAGUUUGAGCGCGUCCUGGAGCUUCAGGGCCUGAAACUCGGCAUGACUUUAAAUUUUCGGGAAUUUCGGAAUUUGUGCGAGAAGGGAUCCUACCGAACCGAUGAAGCGCCUCAAAGACUCGUUAGACCUAAACAGAAGGUUACGGAUUCAGAACUAGCUUGUGAGCAGGCUCAUCAGUAUCUUGUUACCAAAGCCAAAACUCGGUGGCCCGACUUGUCAAAGAAUUUCAUAGAGACUGAUAAUGAGGGCAAUGGCAUUCUCCGACGACGGGACAUAAAGAACGCGCUCUACGGUUUUGACAUUCCUCUGACACCCAGGGAAUUUGAAAAGCUCUGGAUGAGGUACGACACAGAGGGAAGAGGGCACAUCAGUUAUCAGGAAUUUUUACAGAAACUGGGACUUAACUAUUUGCCAGCAGUUCACCGGCCGUAUGCAGACAAUCACUUCAACUUCAUGGGGCAUUUCACGCAGCCGAAGCAGGUGCAGGAAGAGGUCAGAGAGCUGCGGCAGAGCACCGAGAGGGCCACCAGGGACAAGCUGAAAGAUCAUGUAGAAGAGAUCAGCAAAGCACUUAGCAAGCUAGACAAGUCCAAAAAUGGCUAUGUACCCGUGAGCAAGAUGCAGAAGGUUCUGCAGGAAUGUGGGUGCUCCCUGAAAGAAGAGGAGCUCACCAGCCUUCUAAACAGGGAUCCCUAUAAGAGCAAGGCAGAUAGACGGUUCACCCAGAAGAGGAAAAGGUACCGUGAGCCCGGUUUCAGAGGUAGAAAUUGGAGUCAUGUGGCCACAAGCCAACUUAACGCCUAUAGCUCCAGAAGCUGCCGAGACAAGGAGCAGAGUCUCCCCUGGAGCCUCUGGAGGGAGCAUGGCUCCCAGCAUCUCAGUUGUGGCUCACCGAACCUCGUCCAGACUCCUGGGACCCAGCGCCGUGGAGAGCAAACCUUCUCUGAAUUGGAUAAAGAGGACACGGGGUUUGUAAAGGCUGAAGAAUUUGGACAAGUUCUUAAGGACUUCUGUCCCAAACUCUCCGACAACCAGUAUCACUAUUUUCUGAGAAAACUGCGAAUUCACCUAACCCCCAAGAUACAUUGGAAAUAUUUUCUGCAGAACUUGAGCUCUUUCCUUGAGGAGACUGCUGCCGAGUGGGCUGAGAAGAUGCCCACGGCCCCCCUGCUGCCCACGUCCCCACCACCCAGGGACAUGGGCAGGAGAGACAUCCUGGCUUGCCUCCACAAGGCAGUGACCACACACUACAAUGCCAUCGCCCAGGAGUUCAAGAACUUCGACACCAUGAAAACCAACACUGCCUCCAGGGACGAGUUCAGGGCCAUCUGCAAUCGCCACGUGCAGAUUCUGACGGAUGAGCAGUUUGACAAGCUGUGGAACGAGAUGCCCGUCACUGCCAAGGGAAAGCUGAAAUACCAGGACUUCCUGAGCAAGUUCAGCUCGGACAAGGCGGUGACACCAGCCUCGGGCGACUCGGCCAGGGCCCAGAGAGGCAGCAGCGCCCCCGAACUCACAGAAAGGACCAGGUCUGCUCUGUUAUCGCCCCUGCAGGACCUGAAGGGAGGGCCAAAGACAUGGAGUCACCCCAGUACUCCAGCUAGUCCGGCCACUCGGCCCAGCACCCCGCCCCUCCAGAACUGCGAGCCCAUCGAGAACAGGCUCCGAAGGAGGAUGCAAGGCUGCUGGCGCGAGCUCCUGCGGGAAUGCAAGGAGAAGGACCCGAACAAGCGGGGCGAGAUCAGCGCUUCCCACUUCCUGGCGCUUGCCGAGAAAUUUAACCUGGACAUAAGCAAGGAGGAGGGCCAGCAGCUUGUCACAAAGUACGACUUAAAGAACAACGGUAAAUUUGCUUACUGCGACUUCAUCCAGAGCUGCGUCCUCCUGUUGAAAGCAAAGGAGACGUCACUAAUGCACAGGAUGAAAAUCCAGAAUAUACACCACAUGAAGGAGGCCGGGCCCGAGACGGCUUCCUUUCACUUGGCUUUGCUGCGGAUUCAGCCCCGAAUCGUGCACUGCUGGCGGCCUAUGCGGCGCACCUUCAAAGCCUACGACAGGGCCGGGUCGGGCUUCCUGAGCGUGGCCGACUUCAGGAAGGUCCUGAGGGAAUACAGCAUCAACCUGUCUGAGGAGGAGUUUUUCCACAUCUUGGAGUACUACGACAAGACUCUGUCUUCCAAAAUAUCCUACAACGACUUCCUGCGGGCGUUCCUCCAGUAG
Messenger RNA from Orycteropus afer afer, 3156 nucleotides. RefSeq names its product EF-hand calcium binding domain 6 (gene EFCAB6). Gene Ontology annotation, molecular function: calcium ion binding. Bases 1 to 3156 code for a protein of 1051 amino acids. Gene Ontology annotation, cellular component: nucleoplasm. The transcript is spliced from 19 exons. NCBI's taxonomy places the organism in Eukaryota, Metazoa, Chordata, Mammalia, Tubulidentata, Orycteropodidae. The record is from RefSeq and is a predicted model, not a curated record.